Molecule: messenger RNA, 1635 nt
Organism: Trichosporon asahii var. asahii CBS 2479
Lineage: Eukaryota; Fungi; Basidiomycota; Tremellomycetes; Trichosporonales; Trichosporonaceae
Product: CDP-diacylglycerol-glycerol-3-phosphate 3-phosphatidyltransferase
Exons: 1
Coding region: 1-1635 (544 amino acids)
Biological process (GO): cardiolipin biosynthetic process
Cellular component (GO): mitochondrion
Molecular function (GO): CDP-diacylglycerol-glycerol-3-phosphate 3-phosphatidyltransferase activity
Source: RefSeq, a predicted model, not a curated record
AUGUCGACCAGCUCGCGGCCGCUCCGGCCCCUCCGGCAGUUAGCGGAGGGGUCUCUCCGCCGCGUCUCCGCCCCUCCCCCGCGGCCACCGCCGUCGCGCUUACUCCACUCCUCGCGCGCCAGUGCCGUCGCGGCCUCGACCAAGGCGUCCGAGAUCGUGCAGCUGCCGCACUCGCACGGUGCCUUUGCCGAGCUCGCAAACACGCUCUCGAGCACACAGCCCUGCUUCGCGACGCACGGCGACGAGGUCGCGCUCCUCCCGUCUCCGACUGCGUUUCACUCCGAGCUCCUCUCCAUGGUCGCGAAUGCGAAGCGGCGGAUCCUGAUCUCGACACUGUACAUCGGCACGGAGGAGGCGUCGCUCGUGGACGCGGUCGCGACUGCGCUGCGCGCCAACAGCCAGCUCAAGUGCACCUUCAUGCUGGACUACAACCGCUCGACGCGGCUGGGCAAGGACGAGCCAAAGAGCACGGUACACAUGCUCCUCCCGCUGAUUCGGGAGUUCGGGGACCGCGCCGAGGUCUGGCUCUACCGCAGCCCGAAGCUGCGUGGCCCGCUGGAGAGAAUAGUGCCGCCGCGAUACAACGAGGGCUUCGGAACAUGGCACGCAAAGUACUACUGCGCCGACAGCGACGUGCUCAUCUCGGGAGCCAACCUCGCCAAGUCCUACUUCACAAACAGGCAGGAUCGGUACGUGCGUCUCUCGGGCGCGCCGAUCGUGUCGUACCUCGGCUCCCUGACGAGACUGUUGACCGACUACGCGUACCGCGUCACGCUGUCGCGCGCGGCGGAGGAUCCGCAACUCGUCGUCAAGCUGCCCGAGGAUAGCGAGGACGUGCGCCUCGUGUGGCGACAGAGGAGCCUGCCUCCGAGGGGAUGGGGGGCGCACGCGCACGCGACGCUGACCGCAUUCCAGCAGGCGUGGAAGGCGAGCAAUGCCGUGCGUACCGCCUCUGGGGCCGAGAACGGCGCCGACACAUUCUUCUGGCCCGUCCUGCAGGCCGGCUACCUGGGGUUGAGGGAGGAGGAGCGCGCCAUGGCCGCGGCAUGGGGUGCGAUCAACGCGGCGCGCGACGUCGAUGUCGACCUGACGUCUGGCUAUUUCGGCCUCUAUGCCGCGUACAAGCGUGCCGUGCUCGAGUCGAAUGCGCCCGUGAGCGUCAUCGCCGCUGCGCCAGAGUCAAACGGAUUCUACAAGUCCAAAGGACCCAGCGGCCUGAUUCCGGAGGGAUACACGCUGCUCGAGAGGCGGUUCUGGGCCGAGGCGGAACGGAAGGGACGAGCGAGCCGGGAACAGGAAGGAGGGCGACACGAGGGCAUCGUGCUCAAGGAGUGGAAGAAACAGGGCUGGACGUACCAUGCCAAGGGCCUUUGGGUGUCGCCCGAACACGACGCGCCGUUCCUCUCCUUCAUUGGCAGCUCGAAUUUGUCCACGCGCUCGCUCAACCUCGACACGGAGCUGAGCUUGUUCCUUGGCACACGGAACGAGAGCCUGCGCAGGGCGCUCGGAAAUGAGGUAGCACACCUGAACGCCAACUCGCACGUCGUUGAUGCGAAGACCUUUGCCCUGCCAGAGCGGAGGGUCAGCUUGGCGGCCAAGGUGCUCGUGGCGCUUGGAGUUGAGGGGAUGCUGUAA